Molecule: messenger RNA, 1143 nt
Organism: Sphenostylis stenocarpa
Lineage: Eukaryota; Viridiplantae; Streptophyta; Magnoliopsida; Fabales; Fabaceae
Source: the annotation of a GenBank genome assembly
AUGUCGAGCACAGCUGGCCAGGUCAUCACAUGCAAAGCUGCGGUUGCAUGGGAGGCAGGAAAGCCACUGGUGAUUGAAGAGGUAGAGGUGGCACCACCAGAGGCUGGUGAAGUGCGUUUGAAGAUCCUCUACACCUCCCUUUGCCACACUGAUGUUUACUUCUGGGAAGCCAAGGGCCAGACUCCAUUGUUUCCUCGUAUCUUUGGUCAUGAGGCUGGAGGGAUUGUGGAGAGCGUAGGUGAGGGUGUGACUCAUCUGAAACCAGGGGACCAUGCCCUACCUGUGUUUACAGGGGAGUGUGGGGAAUGUUCACAUUGUAAGUCAGAGGAGAGCAACAUGUGUGAUCUGCUGAGGAUCAACACUGAUCGGGGUGUCAUGAUCCAUGAUAGUCAAACAAGAUUUUCUAUAAAAGGACAACCUAUUUACCAUUUUGUUGGUACCUCUACAUUCAGUGAAUACACUGUGGUUCAUGCUGGAUGUGUUGCCAAAGUCAACCCUGCUGCCCCACUUGACAAAAUUUGUGUUCUCAGUUGUGGAAUAUGCACAGGUCUUGGGGCUACUGUCAAUGUUGCAAAACCAAAACCUGGUUCUUCUGUUGCCAUUUUUGGACUUGGAGCUGUUGGCCUUGCUGCUGCUGAAGGGGCAAGGAUUUCUGGUGCAUCAAGAAUCAUUGGGGUUGAUUUAGUUUCUAGCCGAUUUGAAGAAGCUAAGAAGUUUGGGGUCAAUGAAUUUGUGAACCCAAAAGAUCAUGACAAACCUGUACAACAGGUAAUUGCAGAAAUGACAAAUGGGGGUGUGGAUCGUGCUGUUGAAUGUACUGGCAGCAUCCAGGCCAUGAUCUCAGCAUUCGAAUGUGUUCACGAUGGUUGGGGUGUUGCUGUACUUGUUGGAGUGCCAAAUAAAGAUGAUGCAUUCAAAACUCAUCCAAUGAAUUUCUUGAACGAGAGGACUCUUAAGGGUACCUUCUAUGGUAACUACAAACCCCGCACUGAUCUUCCUUCAGUUGUGGAGAAGUACAUGAAUGGGGAGUUGGAACUGGACAAAUUCAUCACUCACACAGUUGCAUUCUCAGAAAUUAACAAAGCUUUUGAUUACAUGCUGAAAGGAGAGUCCAUCAGAUGCAUCAUUCGUAUGGGAGAGUAG